CUUUUCCGGCCUAGUAGCCUUUGUGAACCAAAAGAGCAAGGAAAGAUGCCCGGUGGCCAAGGUCUGCGCGCCCGCACGCGGCACAUGUUUGCCCGCGGCUUCCGCCAGAAGGGCUUCAUCCCGCUGACGACUUACCUGCGCACCUACAAGCUCGGGGACAUGGUGGACAUCAAGGUCAACGGUGCCAUCCACAAGGGCAUGCCCCACAAGUGGUACCAGGGCAAGACCGGUACCGUCUGGAACGUCACCAAGCGCGCCAUCGGUGUGGAGGUCAACAAGCGGGUUGGCCACCGCAUCAUGAAGAAGCGCAUCCACGUGCGUGUCGAGCACAUCGUGCCCUCUCGCUGCCGUGAGGAGUUCCUGACCCGCCGCGCGUCCAACGACGCGGCCAAGGCGGCCGCCAAGGCCAAGGGCGGUGAGUGGUGGAGCAGCAGGCGGGCAGGAGUGGCGAAAGCCCGUCCCCAAGACCAAGCGUGUGCCCGCUGGCCCCCGCGACGGCUUCGAGCUGAUCCCCGCCAAGGUGGAGACCAUCGCCGCCAUCCCCUACGACAUCAUCAAGGAGGGCCUGGUAUAAAGGGUUGGAUUCGUGCCGGUGGGAUGUUCAGCCGCUUGGGCUGUGGAGCUGUUGCGGCUGUAACGCGUUUCGUGAAAUUGGGUCCUUUACGCGAAGACACAGAUUGCCCCAGUUGUGUGAAACCUCAGCUGCACAGCCAACUGCGCUUCCGCGUGUGCUGAACGCCGCGAACUAAGCAUGGAAACAUAAGUCUAACUUCGUUUACAGUGCAGCGCAUCAUGCAGCACGACGACUAAAGGCCGCCAGCGGUCAGGGGCACAGCGCUGCAGGAUCGGUCGCCAGUCGGUGGUGGAGGCAGUGGGGCGCGGGUGUUGCGCUGGCCACCCGCGUACCUGCCAGAUGGUUGAGGAGCAUGCGGGCUGCCGACGAUUCUUCUACGUAGGUCUAUGCUACACCAAGCUGUU
Molecule: messenger RNA, 978 nt
Organism: Chlamydomonas reinhardtii
Lineage: Eukaryota; Viridiplantae; Chlorophyta; Chlorophyceae; Chlamydomonadales; Chlamydomonadaceae
Exons: 6
Coding region: 46-735 (229 amino acids)
Biological process (GO): translation
Cellular component (GO): ribosome; cytosolic large ribosomal subunit
Molecular function (GO): structural constituent of ribosome
Source: RefSeq, a predicted model, not a curated record